Molecule: messenger RNA, 786 nt
Organism: Eupeodes corollae
Lineage: Eukaryota; Metazoa; Arthropoda; Insecta; Diptera; Syrphidae
Product: coiled-coil domain-containing protein 25
Exons: 3
Coding region: 100-726 (208 amino acids)
Source: RefSeq, a predicted model, not a curated record
CAUUUGUAUUAAUGUAUUUGAUUUUCGCAGCGUGCUCGAUAUUGGCUCAUCAAUUUCGCCGAAUUUCACAUCAGAAUCAGAAUCUAGACUUAUGUUGAAAUGGUUUUCUUCUUUAAUUCUAAUGUCGUGUCACCGCCCUUAGAAAUAUUUAUGGGCGCCGAUAAAUACGAAAAUGAAGAACUUAUUAGAUGGGGAUGGCCGGAGGACGUUUGGUUCCAUGUUCAUAACUAUUCUUCAGCUCACGUUUAUUUGCGCUUGAGAAAUGGGCAAACAAUAGACGACAUUCCUUCAUCAGUAUUGGAAGAUGCCGCACAACUUUGUAAAGCCAACAGCAUUCAAGGUAACAAAAUUAACAACAUCGAUGUUGUUUACACAAUGUGGGAGAAUUUAAAAAAAACACAAGGUAUGGAACCCGGUCAAGUUGCUUAUCAUAAUGAUAACCUGGUAAGGAAAAUACGCAUCGAGAAGCGAGUUAAUGAAAUUGUCAAUCGUCUCAAUAAAACUAAAACUGAACACCAUCCUGAUUUCCGAGCGGAAAGAGAAGCCCGUGACGCUGAAGAGCGAGAAGAGAAGAAGCGUAUUUUGCGAAAACAAAAAGAAAAAAUGAAAGAGGAAGAGAAGAAGAAACUUGAAGAAGCAGAAUUAAGAAAUUACAAGAGUUUAUUGACAGCCGAAAAAAUGACAACAAACUACGAUGAUGGUAAUGAUUCCGAUGAUUUCAUGUAAUAUAAGGAUAUAUACAAAAUAAACACUUGAAAACACUUCAAUUUCAUUUUGCGUUCUGAA